This is a messenger RNA of Caenorhabditis briggsae, 504 nucleotides long. The transcript has 2 exons. Bases 1 to 504 code for a protein of 167 amino acids. NCBI's taxonomy places the organism in Eukaryota, Metazoa, Nematoda, Chromadorea, Rhabditida, Rhabditidae. The record is from RefSeq and is a predicted model, not a curated record.
AUGGGCUGGGGCUUUUUUGGAGAUGCUGUUCGUUGGGUCGCGAGUGUCCCUACAAAAAUCGUCAACACAAUCAUGCCACCUCCACCGCCACCACCUCCACCGCCGCCACCACCACCGACAACGGCCCCACCUCCUGGAACCACUCCUGAACCACCGGCACCGACUACGCUGUCCACAACUACGGAGGCACGCAUGGCGAUGGGCCUCGUCAUCGUUGGCGUGUUCCUUCUGCUGCUCGUGUGCUGUUCUGCUGCUGGAAUAUUUUUCUACAUGAAGAAGAAGAAGGCGAAGCAACAAGAGUUGGAUGCUGCUGCAGCUGCAGUAAAUACACCCAUGAGUCCUGAACAGUUGGAAUCGGGAACUACUGGAACAACUGGAACCACCGGCACCACUGGAACCUCCUGCGUGAGUACAGCAACUGGUACAACUGCUGCAGGAAAGAAAAAGAAGAAGAAGAAGAGCAAAAAUAAGAAGACAACUACCACUGCUUCUACUAUGCAGUAA